CCAGUGAGCGGGGCCAGGCGCGGCGCAGGGGGCCGAGGAGCGGGGCCCGGCGGGGGGGUGCCCACUUGGCUCCGUUCGGGUUGGGAUUUUUUUAAACAGGACAGACCCUUACGAGUCUGUUUUUAAACUUCAGACCAAACCAACGGCUUCGGGGGGUGCCCUGAAAACGACCCCGCCCCCGUAAUUCGGUCAGAGGGGCGAUUUUUAACGUUUCUGGAGGGCGGGAAAAAGCCCCCUUCCCCAGCUACCCCACUGUAAACCUGCCCCGGGGGGGGGGGUUGCUUUCGUUUUUUGGCUUUACACCAGUCAGACCCAAACUAUCCAGCCGAGACAGCGCAGCAGAAUUCGACAGAGACAGAAAUAAACGGGGGGGGGGGGCGCGUCCUCCACCCGGCCCCCCAUCAUCCUCUGUCCUAGACUCGUCACCGUUUGACUCCUUCCCAGAAUAGCUCUGCUUGGGGCUGGGAGCUUGGUGCGGCUUGAAAGCAGGAGCUCCUGCUUCCUCGGGUACUUUAGCCACCCCCUCUGGGAGAGCGAUUGUUGGGGUGUCUUUAGCGAACAGAGGGAAUCCAUCCCUUCGUACCUAAGGAUGGCACAUGCUCGUAUCUCAGCCAAACUGCCCCCCGACAUUGACCCCACUAAAGCCCCUAUUGCUUUUGGGGAGAGGGCCCUACCUAAACUGAAUGAGGAGUUACAGUCCCCUGAGCUGCUGACCCGGCAGAGGGCACUGAUGGCCCUAUGUGACCUGGUGCAUGACCCAGAGAAUGUCUACCAAGCAAUAAAACUAGGAUUCCUGGAUAAUCUGAAAUAUUUGCUUCUAGACGAAGAUAGCACUGUUCGAGAAAAAACAACCGAAGUCCUUUAUAUAAUGGCUACUCAUAAUGUUGGCAGGGAUGGCUUUAUAGAAAACGGAGUCAUUCCUGCCCUGUCCCAGCUCUUGAAUGAUCCAGUGGAUAUCUGUCGGAGAAACAUGCACCGGGCGUUUGAAAUAAUGGCAGAGUUACCGGCGGGUGCUGUUGGCAUAGUGGAAAGCAAUUUGAUUUCUUCACUUGUUCUUAAACUGAAAACUGAAAUGGAUGAAAUCCAAGAGUUGAUACUGGACACGCUCUCUGGCUGCCUAUGUGUAGAGGCUUUUGAAGCUCUAGCAACAGGCGCUGUUCCCAUUCUGAAGGAAAAGCUCACUCAUCCAUCAGUGGCCAUCAGGAGCAAAGCUGCCCGUGCCCUUUUGGGAAUUAGUGUCCCUCUGGAAGGAAAAAAUGUCGUGUGGGAUGAAGAGGUUAUCCCAGUGCUGGUCAGCCUGUUGGAGGAUUCAGAUCCUGAGGUCCAAGCCAAUGCAGCAGGAGCACUGAUGAAUGCCACCAUUACGACCCAAGGGAAAUUUGCAGCCCUUAGUGCAGAUGCCAUUCCACCUUUACUGAAGCUGGUCGAUGAUGAAACCAGCAAAGUACGCUUGAAUGCAAUCAAAGCCCUAACCAUGCUGUCUGAGGCCCCUGAGGGUCGCAAGACACUACUGAACCAUGUGGACCUCUUUCGAGGGCAGUUGAAUGACUCCAGCGAGGCUGUAAGCAGAGCAGCAAAAAUUGCCAUCAAAGUCAUCGAAUGGAAACCUUAAACCCAGGGCAUCAAGAAGCAAUAAAAUAGCAGCAAAACCCCUGCA
Chelonia mydas (Green sea turtle) is the source of this 1657-nucleotide messenger RNA. RefSeq names its product radial spoke head 14 homolog (gene RSPH14). The coding region runs from base 590 to 1612 and encodes 340 amino acids. The record is from RefSeq and is a predicted model, not a curated record. Lineage: Eukaryota; Metazoa; Chordata; Testudines; Cheloniidae. The transcript is spliced from 6 exons. Gene Ontology annotation, molecular function: protein binding.